AUGGCAUUAGACAUUCGGAUCGGCGGGCGGUACCGGCUGGGGCGCAAAAUCGGCGGCGGUUCGUUUGGUGACAUCUACCUGGGCACCAACAUCCAGACCGGCGAGGAGGUGGCCAUCAAGCUGGAGAGCGUGAAGACCAAGCACCCGCAGUUGCUGUAUGAGUCCAAGCUUUACAAGAUCCUCCAGGGAGGAGUCGGCAUCCCCAACGUGCGGUGGUACGGAGUGGAGGGCGACUACAACGUGAUGGUGAUCGACCUGCUGGGGCCCAGCCUGGAGGACCUCUUCAACUUCUGCAACAGGAAGUUUAGCCUCAAGACCGUGCUCAUGCUGGCCGACCAGCUGCUGUCGCGCGUGGAGUUUGUGCAUGCGCGCAGCUUCAUCCACCGCGACAUCAAGCCGGACAACUUCCUCAUGGGCCUCGGCAAGAAGGCAAACCAGGUCCACAUCAUCGAUUUCGGCCUGGCCAAGAAGUACCGCGACCCAAAGAGCCACAUCCACAUCCCGUACCGCGAGAACAAGAACCUGACUGGCACGGCGCGCUACGCGAGCAUCAACACGCACCUGGGCAUUGAGCAGUCGCGCCGCGACGACAUGGAGAGCCUGGGGUACGUGCUGAUGUACUUCCUGCGGGGCAGCCUGCCCUGGCAGGGCCUCAAGGCGGCGACCAAGCGGCAGAAGUACGAGAAGAUCAGCGAGAAGAAGCUGUCCACGCCCAUCGACGUGCUGUGCAGAGGCUACCCUUCUGAGUUUAUCAGCUUCUUCCAAUACAGCCGCUCCCUGCGCUUUGACGACAAGCCGGACUACUCCUACCUGCGCAAGCUGUUCAGGGACCUCUUUGCGCGCGACGGUUACCACUGGGACUAUGUGUUUGACUGGACGAUCCUUAAGCACCAGCACCAGCAGGGCGCCUCGGGCUCGCGCCCCAUCGCGGGCCCCGCGCCGCAGCAGCAGGCGGGCGCGCAGGGGGAGGAGGACGCGGGGGAGCAGCAGCAGCAGCAGCAGGCCGCCGCCGCCGGCGCGGCGGCGGGCGGGGAGGACGGGCUCAAGGGCGACUCGCGGCGCAGGCUGCUGGGCGGCGGCGCGCCCGCGGCACAGCCGGCGGCGCAGUACGGCGCGGCGCCGGCCCGGUACUGA
Messenger RNA from Monoraphidium neglectum, 1134 nucleotides. RefSeq names its product Casein kinase I isoform delta. The transcript is spliced from 11 exons. Bases 1 to 1134 code for a protein of 377 amino acids. The record is from RefSeq and is a predicted model, not a curated record. Gene Ontology annotation, molecular function: protein serine/threonine kinase activity; ATP binding. Gene Ontology annotation, biological process: signal transduction; peptidyl-serine phosphorylation; endocytosis. NCBI's taxonomy places the organism in Eukaryota, Viridiplantae, Chlorophyta, Chlorophyceae, Sphaeropleales, Selenastraceae. Gene Ontology annotation, cellular component: cytoplasm; nucleus.